Molecule: messenger RNA, 1647 nt
Organism: Venustampulla echinocandica
Lineage: Eukaryota; Fungi; Ascomycota; Leotiomycetes; Helotiales; Pleuroascaceae
Exons: 1
Coding region: 1-1647 (548 amino acids)
Biological process (GO): regulation of transcription by RNA polymerase II
Molecular function (GO): DNA-binding transcription factor activity, RNA polymerase II-specific
Source: RefSeq, a predicted model, not a curated record
AUGCCCGCCAUAAGACAAAGACUCGGCUCACGUGAUCUGCUGGAGUACGAUGCCAGGUACGGCGUGUUGAUCUGUCGAGAAUGCCAGUACGCCAUUCAGAAGAGCGCGCUGCAGAGCCACCUGCUCCGGCACAAGAUCUACCGCCUCGAAAGACAACGUUUAUUGUCCUCCAUAGCUGAACUCGACCUUCUCGAGCCGGACCAUGUGCCCCUACCUACCCCAACCUCCUCACCAAUCGAGGCUCUACCCACCUUCUCUGGCUACUGCUGUGCGGCGGCUGGGUGUGGAAAUCUCUGCGUCAGUUCCAAACGCAUGAAACGCCACUGGAGCGAAAUACAUGGCCUCAGCGAGCCCCCUCCUGAUUUCUCCUCCUUCGCCCGUCCGGUGAAACUUCAGACGUUCUUCCGUGGCACAAAACUUAGGUAUUUCGAGGUCGCUUCUUCGCCGGCAGGUACAGCCGGAGCGGCGCGGCUGGCUGCCACUGAUAGUGAUGGUGGUGAUGAAAUGCAUGAUGAAGGGCAUAAUGAGGAAAGGCACGGUCACCAAAGUAGCGAUGAGCAAAAGAAUGGUGAGCAGUGGAAUGAUGCAGGCCCAUCGGCGUCACCACGCGUUCCAACACCCCUCGGGGCCCCUUCCCCGUCAUCUCUAGUCGACUUCGACCUGGAAACACUGACAUAUUUCCACCAUUUCAUCACCACGACGAGCCUCACCCUUCCUGGCGCCGAAAACCCACAGCUCAUAACGCACUACUGGAAGACGGACUUUGUUCCCCAAGCCCUGCGGCGGCGAUGGCUCAUGUGCGGUCUGUUAGCCAUCUCCACGUGUCAUUUAGCUGCGCUUGCGGACAACACGACGAUCGCGCGGGUCUACUGCGAGCGAUCAGCGCAAUUCCUUACAGGAUUCUGCGUCGGACGGGAAGAGACUGUACAACGUGACUCGGGUACGGUGACCACCGGGGUCGAAGAGGAGGCGAAGGCAGGCCGUCAAGUGAGCUGCGUGUUAAGUUUUGCACACUGGGCAUUGGCUGAACUCAGGCUCAAUCUCGGGAUUACCCCAGAGCCGGCGGCCCCUCGUCAGCUUCAGUCCAUCAUGACGACUAUUCAGAGCUUCGAGGUCGCCCACUCUACGCGUCGUCCCGCCGGUGGCAGUCGCCGACUGGAAUCGUUCGCUAACGCAAAGAGAAUCUUGGAAAUGAGCAGCUCAUUAGAUGCUGGGAGCAUUGGUGCAUGUUCCUCUAGUCAUAACAUACCCUCUGCGCUACUCGACUGCCUUCGAACGCUUCCAUCUCGCAUGGCAGAGAUGUUCGGAAGACCAGACAGUGGCCGGGACGUCCUCGCCACUCUGUCAGCCAUUGCCGCCCUGGCUGAAUGUUGUGAGACCAGCUUCGCGUCUGAUGAUGUUGGGCCAGCGUGGCGCGGUAUGGCGGCGUGGCUGACCAAGGUCCCGGAUCGAUUUAACCAGAUGGUUUCGCGCCGUAGUCCAGCGGCGCUUGUGGUGCUGGCCCAUUGGGCGGCGUGGCUGGUCAAGCGAGCCGAGGAUUGCGGCUGCUGGUUCCUGAAGGGCACUGCGAAGACGAUUCUUCUCCAGAUUGCAGAACGACUUCCUGCAGACGACCGCGCAGUCCAGACCCUGUUGGAAGGCUUAUGA